AUUAAUGGAUCCUGCGACUGGCCAAUUGUGCUAAAUUUUCCCAAUGAAGUCUUGACUGCUGUAAAAUAAUCAGCCAAGAAGAAAUUGGAAAAGCCACCACAGCAGCAAGAUUUCCUCUUUACUCUCAGCGAAAUCAUCAUAUGGACAGAUACCAAAAAUAGUAAAAGGAGAGCCAUUGAUCAACCACGAGAAGCUAUGCAUUUUAAACUAGUUUUGGUUGCUAGUUUGUUUACGUCGUUCGUCUUCUUGCUCUGUCAUCACCAUUUUAUAGCUUUCAUGAGGAGUGCUAAUCCUCCAGCUGCUGCUGUACAUUACAUAAGUGAUGCUGCUAUUAACUGUGGCUUUAAUGGCAACUCAACCGCACUUGAUGGCCGUGAAUGGAUUGGAGAUGCCCCCUUAAAGUUCCUGUCUGGCAAAUCAAGAAUCUCAACUGCAGCUGAAAAACCAUUCCCAAUUGACCCUGUUCCGUACAAGACUUCAAGAGUCUCUGCAACUGAAUUCGGCUAUUCAUUUGAAGUCAGUCCAGGUCAGAAAUUCAUUCGCCUACAUCUUUACCCUGCCUCAUAUCGCGGUUUUGAAAAUUCUAUAGAUUCUUUCACUGUCAAAGCUGGCCCUUUUACCCUCCUCAGGGAUUUCAGUGCCUCAAUUACUGCUGAAACUUCAGGUGUCAAGUACCUUAUUAAGGAGUUCUGUCUGAAUGUAGAAGAAAAUACAAAAUUGAACAUAACUUUUUCUCCUUCUCUGAAUCUGAAUAGCAAGUCAAAAAGUACACAUGCUUUUGUAAAUGGCAUUGAGAUCAUUUCAAUGCCAGCUGGACUUUAUUACACCUCUGAUCGUGACUCAGGAGCCCCUAUAGUUGGUCAGAAAAAUCGAUACUUUAGUAUUGACAAUAGCACUGCGCUUGAAGUCAUACAGAGGUUGAACAUUGGAGGGAGCUCUGUGUCAUCGGCAGAAGAUUUUGGAAUGUUUCGAAGAUGGAAUGAGGACACUAAGUACCUGGUAGAAUCCGGAGCUCAUCCAGUCCAUCAUCCAGCACUUAGGAUUAAAUAUACUACAAACAUGCCAGCAUUUGUUGCCCCAGCAAAACUUUACCAGACCUCUUGGAAAGCAGCAGGAAACUUGAAAGUAGACCAGAUAUAUAACUUUACAUGGAAAAUACCCGUAGAAUUGGGCUUUGGAUACUUAAUAAGGCUUCACUUCUGUGAUCUUGAUGAUGAAAUGGCACAGCGUGAGUUAAGGGAAUUCAGUCUCCUUAUAAAUAAUCAGAUAGCAGAGACAAGGGCUGCUGUGAUUAGAUGGAGUGGCGGCCAUGGGGUUCCAGUAUACAGGGAUUACAUGGUCAAAAUGAAAGGUGACCAAGGUGGUAGCAGUUGUGAUCUCUUGAUUGCCCUACAAUCAGCUAAUGAAUUGGUUUUUGGACUCCUUAAUGGACUAGAGAUCUUCAAGUUGAGCAACCUCGACAACAGUCUAGCAAUUUCAAAUCCUACGACUCCAAUGACAGUUUCUACCCCUUCAGGCGUGAAGAUUAGAAACGUGUUUUUAUCUUUUGGCCAUAGCAAUGUUGUCAUGACUGGUAUGACACUCCUGGUUAUUUUAGUCAAUGUCCUAGUGUACUACCUGAGAAGAAUUUGGGAAGCAAAAUUUUGCCUGGAAAAUGACACAGUGGCAGCCACAACUGAGCGGGCUUGUCGUUGCUUCUCACUCGCUGAGAUAGUUUCGGCAACACAAAACUUUAGCGAUGCAUUUGUUAUUGGAAGGGGGGGAUUUGGCAAAGUGUAUAAAGCUUACAUCCCUGCCAUUCAAGAAAUUGUGGCCUUGAAAAGAUUGCACUGGAGCUCCCGACAAGGAGCUCACGAGUUUUGGACUGAAAUUGAAACACUUUCGAAGCUCCGGCACAUACAUCUUGUCUCUUUGAUCGGCUAUUGCAAUGAGAGCCAGGAGAUGAUCCUAGUUUAUGAGUAUAUCCCUCGUGGCACACUUGCUGAUAAUCUCUACAAAAUGAGCAGAAAGGGAAAUGAUAUUGCUCCUCUUGGUUGGGAGCAAAGGCUUAGAAUCUGCAUUGGUGCUGCUCGUGGGCUGGAAUACCUCCACAAUGGCACUGAAUAUGGAGUCAUACACCGCGAUGUGAAGGAUUCAAACAUUCUGUUGGACGAGAAUUUUGUGGCAAAGAUUUCCGAUUUCGGACUGUCCAAACUUGAAAGGUUAACCCAAUCGAAGAGCUAUGUUAGCACAAAAGUUAAAGGCACUCGUGGUUUUUGUGAUCCAGACUAUAUUGCAACUCAUAGAUUGACGAGAAAGAGUGACGUAUAUGCCUUUGCGGUUGUCUUGUUGGUAGUUUUGGCAGGGAGGCCUGCAGUGGACAAUGGAGCUCCAGAAGAGCAGCACAAUCUUGUAUCAUAUUUCCGUGAAUGUAUUGCAGAAGAAAACGUGGAUAGAAUUGUUGAUCCUAGUCUACAGGGGAAGUUCUCAUCAAACAGUUUAAAAGAAUUUGUGAAAUCUAUUGAAAACUGCUUGCACCACCAGCCCAAGAAAAGACCUACAAUGGCUCAAGUGGUGGCGAGUCUCGAGCAGGCAUUGCAGCAGCAGGAGAGCACUAUGAUUUCUGCUUCAAGCGCCAGAGUAGUUGGCCAGCCUUUCCAGGAAGGAACUCUCGAGUCACUGCAAGUACUUGAGGAGAGUGCCAAAUCUCCACCGACGGAAGGAAUCACAAGUACAUCAGCCGAACUUCUUGGCUCACCGACUAGAGGACAAGGCUAUCCUCCAGCCCGAAAAUUGUUAUGGGGCUGGCCAUGGAAAGCAUUGCUUAAUAGAGGGAAAAAGCAAAAGGGUGAAAUGUCAUCACUAGCUGAAGCGCUGCCGCUUGUUACAUCACUAGCUGAAGCGCUGCCGCUUUACAGUUACAAGGCACUGGCUAAUGCAACAGAUCAUUUUCAUUUAGGGAAUAUGAUAGGCGAAGCUUGUUUUGGCCGAGUCUACAAGGGAAUUCUACCAAAUGGUCAGGAGAUUGCAGUGAGAAGGAUUUCAAACCGUCAUAUAUUUGGAGAGUUUAAGAAUGAAGUUGCAGUUGCUUCUAAACUGCAACAUCCAAAUAUUGUUAGACUGCUCGGAUGCUGUGCUGAAAGAGAGGAAGAAAAAAUGCUAGUUUAUGAGUACAUGCCAAAUAAAAGCCUGGAGGCCUACUUAUUUGAUUCAAAAGAACAAGAUGUACUUGAUUGGAGUAGACGUGCAAUCAUCAUCCAAGGGAUUGGCAGAGCCCUCCUUUACCUUCAUGGGAGGGAUUCAGGACAGGGGAUUAUUCAUAGAGUUCUGAAUGCAAGUCACGUCCUCUUAGAUAAUGGGCUGAAUCCAAAAAUAUCAAAUUUAAGCAUAGGCGCAUUUCUAGGAAGCGACCUAGAUGAGUAUGUGACCAGUACGAUUAGAUGGACACUUGGAUAUAUGGCCCCAGAAUAUUUGCUGCGGGGAAAAUUUUCUGAAAAGACAGAUAUCUACAGCUAUGGAGUCUUGUUACUGGAGAUUGUAAGUGGAAAGAAAAAUUGGCAGCUUGUUGGCUGUGACUUAAUAGAAUGUGCCUGGAAGCUGUGGAAUGAAAAUAAACCAAAGAAUCUUGUUGAUCCAGCAUUGCUUGUUCUACCCACUGAAACGGAGAUAUUGAGAUGUGUACACGUUGGUUUAUUGUGUGUGCAAGACUCUCCAGAAGAUAGGCCGAAUGUCUCUACUGUUCUUUCAAUGCUUAAUGACGAUGAAAUUGCAGAGCUUCCUCGGCCUAAGGUUCCGUCUUAUAUUACAGCACGGGGCCUAUCAAGAAGCUCAUCUCUCCAGAAGACUACUAUUAUACCGAGUUCUGAUAAUGAUUUCAGUUUAACAGACAUCGAAGGAAGAUAGAGCCAUGAAUAAUAACCUUUCCUAAUUUCUGGUUUCCCAGUUGUCCAAAAAAAUCUAUCUAUGUUCACUACACGAAGUUGUGGGCAGAGUGAAACCUGAUAUAUAUUUUGCAGAUUGUGUACCCUCCUCCUAUUUAGCCAUCUAAUAAGAUACACAGGGUGGGUUCAUCAGACAUUUAUUUUCUUUGAAUACCAACCAGAUUAAGCAUUAUCCGAUCUAACCAAU
This is a messenger RNA of Coffea eugenioides, 4107 nucleotides long. Its product is annotated as receptor-like protein kinase FERONIA. Gene Ontology annotation, molecular function: ATP binding; protein kinase activity. Gene Ontology annotation, biological process: protein phosphorylation. Bases 196 to 3882 code for a protein of 1228 amino acids. The record is from RefSeq and is a predicted model, not a curated record. The transcript is spliced from 6 exons. NCBI's taxonomy places the organism in Eukaryota, Viridiplantae, Streptophyta, Magnoliopsida, Gentianales, Rubiaceae.